This is a messenger RNA of Xyrichtys novacula (pearly razorfish), 2546 nucleotides long. The record is from the annotation of a GenBank genome assembly. Lineage: Eukaryota; Metazoa; Chordata; Actinopteri; Labriformes; Labridae.
AUGGCCGACAUGAAUGGAACACAGGUUGCUGUCCAUGCAGGGAACAUGCAGCCAACUGUCUCCAGCAGCUCUUGGCAGGAUGAGGCAAAGAGAGGAGCAGAAAUUGUAGCAACUGUUCUCAUCUUCCUGGUGAGAAACCCUCCAGUCAUUAUCCACUAUUACUGCAAACUAAGCUGAGACACUUAACAAGACAUCGCAUACAUUAUAUUAAUAGUUGGGGAUCUGUUUGUUAUAACAUUAGGCUUGUAUAAAUUUCUAAUCUUCUGCAUAGCACUCCCUUGUCUUGAAGGUAAAUGGAGGCAGCAAGAAGGUAAAGCUUCACAUAAUGACUGAGAGCUGUGAACUCUAAUAUUCUUUCAAAGGUUAAAAAAAUAAGCCUUUGAAAGAGUAUUAGAACUGGUGACACUCCAGACACCAAAACUCGUAGCAGACUCUCAAAAACCACAACUUCUCAUUUUAACACUCUGUGUACACGGACGUAACAAGUUCAUAAACUGAUUUUACCAGUUAGAGGAGAGCGGGGUAAGUUGAGCCACCUCCUGUUGCUUGGAAAUGGUGAAAGAAAUUGAUCAUGUGACAAAAUACUUCGGAGAUGGGCAUCAAUUCAUGAAGUCUGUGAAGGUUAGAAGCGCAUGGGUGAAGGGGUUAGACAUUUAUUUACAAAAAAAACUUGUUUUCGCUCUUGAAAGUGAAUUUAGUCUUUUUAGAAUUGUGUUCAGACCAAAAGAGAUCAUUUUAAAUUUGUUUUAAACAUCGAUUGAGGUAUCUAUGAGCUACAACAUGAGGUCAAAAACCAAACAUAAAAGUCCACCAUUUUAGCUAAGAGGACUAAUAAAGUCAUCAUAGUAGUUCUGGGGUAAAUUGAGCCAGUGGUUCAACUGAGAAAGUAAAGAAGUCUGAUGAGAGGGUCAGAGUUUCAGUUCAGAUUGUUGAAAUGUUUGACUUUUUCUUUUCACAAAUACAGCUGUGAAUGUUCUGAAUCACUUAAAGACAUUCUCAUGUUAAAAUGACUUUUUACAAAACCAUUUUUUAACAGUUAUAUGCAAUAAUAAUAAUAAAAAAUAAUUAUUGUACCAGUUGAAUAGCGUAUAAUAGAUAAAAAUACACAUGAAUGUGAAGAAGUGACUGUUAUUUAGGGAGAGAGAAGGUGAGGGAGGGCUGGGGUGGAGAGUGGGGGUGUAGUAGGGAUACGGCUCAACUUACCCCACUCCUAUGGUAGGAGACCACUUUUUUUGGCAUGCUAUAUUAUAAAGACAGUUCUGUUUACACUCAUUCUGUUGGUUUGCAGGGAUGAACAACAUCUUCAAAUAUAUGCAGAUACACGAGUUGGAGAAAAAACUAUGAUUGACUUGAUGUAGUGAUCUGAAAUAUGAAAAAUGGCUCAUCUUACCCCACUCUCCCCUAUACAGAGGCAGGCAUUACCAGGAUGGCUGUGUCCCAUUUCCUCUUAAUAGAAAGCUCUAUGCCAACAAGCAAUGACAUCACAUUUAUAACAUGCAAAAACACAAUGUACUAGAAUUGCAAAGACUGUGAAAAUCAGCCUCUCCUGUAUGCUGGUGGUAACUUGUCUUUCUUGCUUCAUCAAGGUGGGUGUAUCUCUGAAUGGGAUCGUGGUUUGGGCACUUGGGAUGAGGGGUCGUCGCCACCUGGUUCGCAGGGGCAGCAGCGAAGAAACGCGUGCAGCCAGCAGUUUCCGGAUUUACGUGCUACACUUGGCCUUGGCUGACCUGGUGCUGCUCCUGCGUACUCCUCUUAUGUUAGGCUAUCUGGCCCACAACUACAGCUGGCCUUUCAGCCGUGGUUUCUGCCAGCUGAUCAUGUUCCUGCGAGGUCUGGGCUUGUACGCAUCUGCUUUCCUCCUCUGUGCCGUGGCCUUGGAGCGAUGCCUGUGUCUGCUGAAGCCUGUAUGGGCCGGACUGCGUCGCCCCUCCUGGGCCGUUCCCCUGGCCUGUGGCAUCUUAUGGCUGAUGGCCACAAUCUUAUCUGCCCCCUACUUCUACACCUCCAACUUGAGAGAACGGAACGGGACAUUUCAUUGUCUGGAGAGUGUGAAGUUUAACAUAGGUCUGUUGGUCACAGAAACUGUUGCUGGGUUCAUCUUGCCCUUGGUGGUGUUUUUGGGAAGUAACCUGGCUGUUUUGCUGACUGUUAAGCAGACAGUGCCGGCAACACCCUCGUCUUCAUCGACCCCCUCAGUCGCCCGCAGGAUGACCAGGAUGUAUCACGUCAUGUUUUUCACCAUGCUCCUCUUUCUCACCUGCUGGGUACCAUAUUUUGUCUGUCGGCUCUUGCGGGCUUUGGCUGAGGGACAUCCUAGAUCGAGUGCGCAUUACCGAGGAGUCGUAAUCGGCUCAUACAUUUCCCUGUACCUGGUGUACUUUAAAAGCGCUCUCAACCCAGUACUGUACGUGUUCGCUGCCCGGGGCUUAGGCCGUGCUAUCAAAGCUUCACUGGUCUCCACUAUUGAACGACUUUUCAAUGAUGACUCCAUGGAGUCCAUUCGACGGAAGUCAAUCAAGAACUCUCUCAAAAACUCACAAAUAUAG